Messenger RNA from Calidris pugnax (ruff), 1737 nucleotides. It is a transcript of the gene PPP2R5C, whose product is annotated as protein phosphatase 2 regulatory subunit B', gamma. The transcript is spliced from 15 exons. Gene Ontology annotation, cellular component: cytosol; nucleus; protein phosphatase type 2A complex. The record is from RefSeq and is a predicted model, not a curated record. Gene Ontology annotation, biological process: protein dephosphorylation; signal transduction. Bases 143 to 1717 code for a protein of 524 amino acids. NCBI's taxonomy places the organism in Eukaryota, Metazoa, Chordata, Aves, Charadriiformes, Scolopacidae. Gene Ontology annotation, molecular function: protein phosphatase activator activity.
AAAAUCAAAGUACCAGCACCACAGACAGUACUGAAGAAGGAAAAGCGGCAGAGUUCUUCAAGGUUUAAUGUUAGCAAUAACAGGGAGCUUCAAAAACUGCCAGCUUUAAAAGGAAUACAUUGCCUUGCCCGCCGGAGCCUAGAUGUUGACAUGUAACAGAGCUGGCAGCAGGAUGGUGGUUGACGCGGCCAAUUCCAAUGGGCCCUUCCAGCCCGUGGCCCUUUUGCAUAUUCGAGAUGUUCCUCCUGCUGAUCAAGAAAAGCUUUUUAUCCAGAAGUUACGACAAUGUUGUGUACUUUUUGACUUUGUUUCUGAUCCACUAAGUGACCUAAAGUGGAAGGAAGUAAAACGAGCAGCUUUAAGUGAAAUGGUAGAAUACAUCACACACAAUCGCAAUGUGAUUACAGAACCUAUUUACCCUGAAGUAGUACAUAUGUUUGCAGUUAAUAUGUUUCGAACAUUACCACCAUCUUCCAAUCCAACGGGGGCAGAAUUUGAUCCAGAGGAAGAUGAACCAACCUUAGAAGCUGCAUGGCCUCAUCUACAGCUUGUUUAUGAAUUUUUCUUAAGGUUUUUAGAAUCUCCAGAUUUUCAACCUAAUAUAGCUAAGAAAUAUAUUGAUCAGAAGUUUGUAUUACAGCUUUUAGAGCUUUUUGACAGUGAAGAUCCUCGUGAAAGAGAUUUUCUUAAAACAACUCUUCACAGAAUAUAUGGGAAAUUCUUAGGCCUAAGAGCUUACAUCCGGAAACAAAUUAAUAAUAUAUUUUAUAGGUUUAUUUAUGAAACAGAACAUCACAAUGGCAUAGCAGAAUUACUGGAAAUACUGGGAAGCAUAAUUAAUGGAUUUGCCUUACCAUUAAAAGAAGAGCACAAAAUAUUCCUAUUGAAGGUUUUGUUACCGUUGCACAAAGUGAAAUCACUCAGUGUCUAUCAUCCACAGCUGGCGUACUGUGUAGUUCAAUUUUUAGAAAAGGACAGCACGCUUACAGAACCAGUUGUAAUGGCACUGCUGAAAUACUGGCCAAAGACUCACAGUCCAAAAGAAGUCAUGUUUUUAAAUGAACUAGAAGAAAUUUUAGAUGUUAUUGAACCAUCUGAAUUUGUAAAAGUUAUGGAGCCCCUUUUCAGACAGCUAGCCAAAUGCGUGUCCAGCCCACACUUUCAGGUUGCAGAGCGAGCAUUGUACUACUGGAAUAAUGAAUAUAUUAUGAGUUUAAUUAGUGAUAACGCAGCAAAGAUUUUACCCAUCAUGUUUCCAUCCUUGUACCGGAAUUCAAAGACGCAUUGGAACAAGACAAUACAUGGCUUGAUAUACAAUGCUCUGAAACUCUUCAUGGAGAUGAACCAAAAACUGUUCGAUGACUGCACACAGCAAUUUAAAGCAGAAAAACUGAAAGAGAAACUAAAAUUGAAGGAACGGGAAGAAGCAUGGGUUAAAAUAGAAAAUCUAGCCAAAUCAAAUCCCCAGUACCCAACAUAUAGUGACACGAGUUUGCUGAACAGUCCUGUUGCAAUGGAAACAGAUGGGCCUUUACUUGAAGAUUUGCAGAUGCUGAAAAAGACAGUGAAAGAAGAGGCUUGUCAGGCACAGAAAGAUCAGAAAAAAGAUCGUCCUCUUGUGCGACGCAAGUCAGAACUGCCUCAGGAUAUCUAUACCAUGAAAGCCUUGGAAUCACAUUGCAGAGCUGAUGAAUUAAUAUCACAUGAUGGGCAUUAAACUAUUACAGUGAAAUACUA